Messenger RNA from Colletotrichum chrysophilum, 765 nucleotides. RefSeq lists its product as uncharacterized. The record is from RefSeq and is a predicted model, not a curated record. NCBI's taxonomy places the organism in Eukaryota, Fungi, Ascomycota, Sordariomycetes, Glomerellales, Glomerellaceae. The transcript has 2 exons. The coding region runs from base 1 to 765 and encodes 254 amino acids. Gene Ontology annotation, molecular function: hydrolase activity.
AUGAAGGCCCAAACCAUCCUUUCCGCCCUGCUGCCGGCCAUGGCUAUGGCUGCGCCCCCAGCAGAGAAGCGCGCUGCGAAGCCUCCCGCCUUCUACCUCGCCGGCGACUCCACGACGGCGAAGCAGUCCGAGGGCGGUGGCGGCUGGGGCAACGGAUUCCUCAGCUUCCUCAAGAGCCCGGCCAAGGGCACCAACUACGGCGUCAACGGCCGCACGACGGUGGACUAUGUCAGCGGGGGCUACUGGGCAACGGUCAAGAAGGCCGUCACCGACAGCGUCAAGGACUUUGACGUCUACGUGACCAUUCAGUUCGGUCACAACGACCAAAAGCCCGAAAAGAACAUCUCCCUCGAUCAGUACCAAGCAAACCUCGGAAACCUGGCCAAGGAGAUCAAGGCCCUCGGCGCGACGCCCAUCCUCGUCACCCCCCUCACGCGCCGCAGCUUCUCCAACGGCGUCGUGACGAACAACCUCGCCAACGAGCGCGAGCGCACCAUCGCGGCGGCCACAGAGACCAAGACGACGUACAUCGACCUCAAUCUCAACAGCCGCAAGUUCGUGCAGGCGAUCGGCGAGGACAAGGCGCACUCGUACAACCUCAAGGCCGACGACAACACGCACCUGAAUGCCGAGGGCAGCGUCGUCUUCGGGCGUCUUGUGGCGGACCUGGUGCUGCAGAAGGAGACGCAGCUGGCGUCGUACUUUAACGCGAACAAGACGUUGAGCGAUGAGAUUUGGAAGGCGAUUAACAGCUCGACUGUUUGA